AUGCCUUUCCACACCCCAUGGUCACCCACCACCGCCCUCCCUGUCCUCCUGAGCACAACAAUCCUUAUAGUCUGCGCGCUUUACGUCCUCGCCUACCCGCCAAAACUUCGCCCGCUCGCUUUUGCACUCUUGUGCCUCCCAUGGACUUACUCAUUCACAUACCAGCUCUCUCUCACACCAUGGUUUACUCUCAACGAUACGUUUGGAAGAAUGUUGUAUAUCUGGUUGGCGUAUAUGAACUAUGCUUUCCUCAUCGUUCGAGUCGAUCCGGUCGUGUCUAAGAAGACUGAGAAGACUGAUGGUGGGCCCCCUGGCGGGGGGUGGAGAGAGAGGCUGAGGUGGGCGGAGAAGGUACUGUACACACGGCAUUUACGGCGUCAACCCCAGCACGGGUACGACAGACUGCACUUCUGCACCCACCACAUCCUCAAAGUUCUCCUCUUACUCUCCAUCAACUACACUUGGGACCACUUCAUCGACACACCCCCUUCCUUCUCCUCCAUGCGCGCCUCAUUUCUGCGCCGCCUUCCGUCCUCCUUCAAUAGAGACGAGCUGAUGACGAGGGGUACGAUGGUGUGGGAUUCGUGCAUAGGCGACAUGCUUUACUUCUCCUCGCUAUACUCGCUCUUCGCGGUGCUGUUCGUCGGCAUCCUUCGUCUCGACGAGCCUUCAGAGUGGGACAUGAGUCUUUUCGGGAGUCUGGGGGAUUGUUGGAGUGUGAGAAGGUAUUGGGGCGUUUAUUGGCACGAUUACAUCAACGCUUCUUUCUCUACUCACGUCAAGAUCGUUACUCGGCGGUGGCUGGGCAUGCAAAGGGGAAGGGUUGGGACAAGGCUUGUUGAGAAUGCGGUGGUGUUUGUGGUUAGUGGGUGCAUGCAUUCGCUUGUGAGGUUUGUGCAGACUGAGGGGAGUGGGGAGAUAUGGACAGUGGCGAUUUGGUAUGGGGCACAGAUGCUGCCGAUUGCUAUUGAAGGUGUGGUGCAGCAUGUUUGGUUGAAAUCAGGCUUGGUAAUGGGAUGCAAGACUUGGCUUAGUGAAGGGGUGGUGAUGAGGAUGGAGAGGGCGGUUGGGUAUGUUUGGGUAUUUGCUUGGAUGUUUUGGAGUGUACCGAAGUACUUGCACACGAGGCAUGCUUGGGAGACGGAGAAUUUGAGGAGGAAGUAUCCGGAGCUGUUUGGUAGGGUUGUGGAGGAUUUGAAAGUUACAGUGGCUGCAGGUGACUGAUGGCUGCUGGGAACGAUGCUGGGUACGAAAAUGUGCGCAGAGUGCUACGGUCAAUGAUUCAGAGAAGUUGCAAUGUCAACAUUCCUCUGAGUUACAAAUAUGAACUCGAGCGAGGACCAUGACACCAAGAGGAUGAUGCCGCUUUGGGCAGUCCAAGGACGACAAUGCAGCGUUCAAGAGCUGCGCGUUGUAGUUAAGAAUGACCCGCCGAGGAUCACCGUCCAAGCCUUUAGUGCUGCAAUCGAUGCCUCGU
Molecule: messenger RNA, 1477 nt
Organism: Macroventuria anomochaeta
Lineage: Eukaryota; Fungi; Ascomycota; Dothideomycetes; Pleosporales; Didymellaceae
Exons: 2
Coding region: 1-1224 (407 amino acids)
Source: RefSeq, a predicted model, not a curated record